AUGGUUAGGAUCGCAAAGUUUUCCGUCGAAGCUUGGAUGGACAAGUACGAGCGCAACUGCAAGUACAACAUAGCUGAAACAUGCUGCGCUUCUGUUUCCAUUGACCAGUUGCGCGAGCUUUCUGAGGUCAAAGGUCGCGAGAUUUUCCAGACCUCCACAGCUCUUACGUACGGUGCAAUACGAGGCUCUGAUGUUUUACGUGACAAUCUCUCCCGACUGUACUCUGCCCGCUCUGGAAAAGCCUUACCGCGUGAUAACAUCAUCACCACAAAUGGAGCGAUCCAAGCAAAUUAUUUGGUCGCAUACACCUUGCUCGGCCCCGGAGACCAUGUGAUAUGUCACUACCCUACAUAUCAAUCACUCUAUGAGAUACCCAAGCAACUCGGCGCUGAAGUCUCACUCUGGAAAGCCACCCCUGAAAAUAACUGGAACCCCUCAAUCGGCGAGCUCAAGACUCUCAUCAAGCCUAACACCAAGAUGAUUAUCAUCAACAACCCGCACAAUCCCACCGGCGCUGUCUUAGGCAAAACCUUCCUCCAACAAGUCAUUGAAGUUGCGUCAGAACGAAACAUCAUUAUCCACAGCGACGAGGUCUACCGACCCAUUUUCCACGGCAUCACACCCAUGAACGCAGAGUUUCCUCCUUCUAUCGUAUCCAUGGGAUACGACCGUGUCAUCGCAACGGGAUCCAUGUCAAAGGCGUACUCGCUUGCAGGCAUUCGCGUGGGCUGGAUUGCAUCCCGGGACUCCAACAUCAUUGAAGAGAUUGCUGAGGCGAGACAUUACACGUUGAUCUCUGUCAGCAUGUUGGACGAGCAGGUCGCUGCUUUCGCGCUGGACCCUUCGACAAUUCACAGCCUGCUAGCGCGCAACAUUGCUUUGGCUAAGAUGAACAUUGACAUCCUGGAAAAAUUCGUAUUGAAGAACGACGAUGCGUGUGACUGGGUGAAACCUGUUGCGGGCACCACGGCGUUCGUCCGAUUCCACCGCGAUGGAAAGCCCGUCGACUCAGUCGACUUCUGUGAGAAGCUACUGGAGAAAACCGGCGUGAUGUUUGUGCCUGGAAGCGAGUGUUUUGGUGAAGAGUACAAAGGCUAUGUGCGUAUUGGCUAUGUCAACCACACCGAGGGCGUGAAGGAGGGUCUGGACAAGGCAACACAGUUUGUCAGGAGGAACUUGGACGAUGUGAAGUUAGCGGAGUAA
This is a messenger RNA of Didymosphaeria variabile, 1203 nucleotides long. RefSeq lists its product as uncharacterized. Gene Ontology annotation, molecular function: catalytic activity; pyridoxal phosphate binding. The record is from RefSeq and is a predicted model, not a curated record. NCBI's taxonomy places the organism in Eukaryota, Fungi, Ascomycota, Dothideomycetes, Pleosporales, Didymosphaeriaceae. Bases 1 to 1203 code for a protein of 400 amino acids. Gene Ontology annotation, biological process: biosynthetic process. The transcript has 3 exons.